GGAAUGUUGCUUUAGAGUUCUGACUUACUUCAGAGAGUGAUGCUGGAAACUUAAUAAGGGGCUGCACUGAGAGGCUGGACCCCCGGAGGGCUGGCCCCAAAUCCUGACUGCCCUUCUUCUAGGAGGACACACGCAACUGAAGAUGAAUUGGGAAAAAGUAGCUACUUGUUACUUUAACUAUGGAAAAGCAGGGCCACGGUGAGAUGGAAAUAAUCUCCCCAGAUUCUCGCUCCCGCAUUAAGUUGCUGAAAAUCAACCGGGAACUUCUGGUCACCCACAUCCAUAACACUCAGUGCCUGGUGGACAACUUGCUGGAGAAUGACUACUUCUCAGCUGAAGAUGCGGAGAUCGUGUGUGCCUGCCCCACCCAACCCGACAAGGUCCGCAAGCUUCUGGACCUGGUACAGAGCAAGGGUGAGGAGGUAUCCGAGUUCUUCCUCCACGUGCUCCAGCAACUCACAGAUGCCUUCGUGGACCUCAGGCCUUGGCUGUUGGAGAUCGGCUUCUCCCCUUCCCCGCUCAUUCAGAGCAAAGCAGUAGUCAACACGGACCCAGUGAGCAGGUACACCCAGCAGCUGCGCCACCACCUGGGCCGCGACUCCAAGUUCGCGCUGUGCUACGCCCAGAAGGAGGAGCGGCUGCUGGAGGCCAUCUACGUGGACACCGUCAUGGAGCUGGUGGGCUUCGGCCACGAGAGCCUGGGCAGCCUGGGCAGCCUGGCUUGCCUCCUGGACCACACCUCGGGCGUCCUCAACGAGCAGGGCGAGACCGUGUUCGUCUUCGGCGACGCCGGGGUGGGCAAGUCCAUGCUGCUGCAGCGGCUGCAGAACCUCUGGGCCACGGGCCGGCUGGACGCGGGGGUCAAGUUCUUCUUCCACUUCCGCUGCCGCAUGUUCAGCUGCUUCAAGAAGAGCGACACGCUGUGUCUGCAGGACCUGCUCUUCAAGCACUUCUGCUACCCGGAGCAGGAGCCCGGGGAGGUGUUCGCCUUCCUGCUGCGCUUCCCCCACACGGCCCUCUUCACCUUCGACGGCCUGGACGAGCUGCACUCGGACUUGGACCUGAGCCACGUGCCGGACAGCUCGUGCCCCGGGGAGCCCGCGCACCCCCUGGUCCUGCUGGCCAGCCUGCUCAGCGGGAGGCUGCUCCGGGGCGCCGGCAAGGUGCUCACGGCCCGCACGGGCACCGAGGUCCCGCGCCGGCUGCUGCGGAAGAAGGUGCUCCUGCGGGGCUUCUCCCCCAGCCACCUGCGCGCCUACGCGCGGAGGAUGUUCCCGGAGCGCGCGCUGCACGAGCGCCUCCUGGAGCAGCUGGAGGCCAACCCCAACCUCUGCAGCCUGUGCGCCGUGCCCCUCUUCUGCUGGAUCUUCUUCCGGUGCUUCCGGCACUUCCAGGCCACCCUGGACGGCUCGCCGCGCCUGUCCGACCGCGCCGUGACGCUGACCGACGUCUUCCUGCUGGUCACCGAGGUGCACCUGAACAGGGCGCAGCCCCGCAGCCUGGUGCAGCGGAACACGCGCAGCCGGGCCGCGACCCUCCGGGCCGGCCGCGACACGCUGUGCGCGCUGGGGCAGCUGGCCCGCUGGGGCACGGAGAGGAGCCUCUUCGUCUUCGGCCAGGAGGAGGUGCGGGCCUCCGGGCUGCAGGAGGGAGACCUGCAGCUGGGCCUCCUGCGGGCGCUGUGGGAGCCGGGCCCCGGAGGGGACGAGCCGGCCUACGAGUUCUUGCACCUCACCCUCCAGGCCUUCUUCACGGCCUUCUUCCUCGUGCUGGACGACAGGGUGGGCACCCGGGAGCUGCUCCGGUUCUUCCAGGAGUGGGCACCGCCUGGGGAGUCGGAGGCCGUGUCCUGUUAUCCCCCCUUCCUCCCUCUCCAGUGCCUGGGGCGCAGCAGCCUGGCCAAGGAGGACCCCUUCAAGAAGAAGGACCACUUUCAGUUCACCAACCUCUUCCUUUGCGGGCUGCUAUCCAAGGCCCAGCAGAAGCUUCUGCGGCACCUGGUGCCCGAGGCGGCCCUGAAGAGGAAGCGCCGGGCCCUGUGGACGCACCUGUCGUCCAGCCUGCGGUCCUACCUGAAGAGCCUGCCCCGAGUCCACAGCGACGGCUUCAGCCAGGUGCAGGCCAUGCCCACCUUCCUCUGGAUGCUGCGCUGCAUCUUCGAGACGCAGAGCCAGAAGGUGGGGCAGCUGGCGGCCAGGGGCAUCUGCGCCAACUACCUCAAGCUGACCUACUGCAACGCCUGCUCGGCCGACUGCAGCGCCCUGUCCUUUGUCCUGCACCACUUCCACAAGCGGCUGGCCCUGGACCUGGACAACAACAACCUCAACGACUACGGUGUGCGCGAGCUGCAGCCCUGCUUCAGCCGACUCACCGUGGUCAGACUCAGCGUUAACCAGAUCACUGACGGUGGGGCAAAGGUGCUGUGUGAGGAGCUGACCAAAUACAAGAUCGUGACAUAUUUGGGUUUAUACAGCAACCAGAUCACUGAUGUUGGAGCCAGGUACGUCGCCCAAGUCCUGGAUGAAUGCCAGAGCCUCACGCACCUCAAACUGGGAAAAAACAAAAUAACCAGCGAAGGAGGGAAGUGUCUGGCCCUGGCUCUGAAGAACAGCAGGUCGAUCUCUGAGAUUGGGAUGUGGGGCAAUCGAAUCGGGGACGAAGGAGCUAAAGCCUUCGCAGAGGCUCUGCAGGGCCACCCCAGCCUGGCCACCCUGAGCCUCGCAUCCAACAGCAUCUCCACAGAAGGCGGAAAGAGCCUUGCGAGGGCCCUGCAGCAGAACACGUCCCUGAGGAUAUUCUGGCUGACCAAAAAUGAACUCAAUGAUGAAGUGGCUGAGAGUAUGGCAGAAAUGUUGAAAGUCAACCAGACGCUGCAGCAUUUAUGGCUUAUCCAGAAUCAAAUCACAGCCAAGGGGGUUGCCCAGCUGGCAGAUGCAUUGCAGAAGAACACCGGCAUAACGGAGGUUUGCCUGAAUGGAAACUUGAUAAAGCCAGAGGAGGCCAAAGUCUUUGAAGAUGAGAAGCGGAUUGUCUGUUUCUGAGAGGAUAUUUUCCUGUGCUUGGGGUCUCUGCCCUGGGAGUCUUCUCAAGACAUAAGGGGGCCUGCUGAAGGGAGGCUUCAGGAGUCCCCUGCCUCCCUGAUGCAAAUCAACCUCUGGUGCAGAUGCUCUGAUUGGCAAACUUCCUAAGGAGCUGUUACAAUUUUGCAGAAAAGGGAUGUGUCUUGUGAGCUGUUGUAGUUACUGUAAAUACACUCUGAAGAGACUUUAUUGCAAAUCUAUAACUAUUUUUAUCUGAAGCUAGAGGAAUAAGGCUUUGAGGAGGAUAGAGGCCAGCCUCAGCGUCUGCCCUAAGGACCCUUGGGAGCGAGUUGGUCACUGCUGUUUUCAUCGAGAGUUGAGAACUUGAUGCAAUACUGGUGCCAAGCUUUUUGGAAAAAAGGUGCUUGAUGGAUACAAAGUGUUUACCUGAAAUACACUCUUCCUUCCAGUGCUUC
Molecule: messenger RNA, 3496 nt
Organism: Carlito syrichta (Philippine tarsier)
Lineage: Eukaryota; Metazoa; Chordata; Mammalia; Primates; Tarsiidae
Gene: NOD1
Product: nucleotide binding oligomerization domain containing 1
Exons: 12
Coding region: 180-3041 (953 amino acids)
Biological process (GO): regulation of apoptotic process
Molecular function (GO): protein binding
Source: RefSeq, a predicted model, not a curated record